AUGAACCACACCCGCGGUCUCAUGUCCACCGCGCAGGCCCUGCGGCAGACCUUCCUUACACCUCUCCGAGCCCCGCGAGCGGCUCUUGCACAGUCUAGUCCUCUUCACCAUGUUCAUCCCAUUCAAAGUGGGUUUCAAACAAGAUAUCUACAGCAUUCCCGUUGCCUUGCCUUUGGCGACUACCACAAGAUGCCAACCAACGAAGCUAUUGGAGCUCCGUACGUGCAGCUGGUCAACAAGGACAACAGCCUCGAUCCCCCCGUGAGACUUUCCCAGGUCCUAGCUUCUUUCGACCCCCGCGAGUUUUUCCUCCAACAAGUGCACGCGGGAGCUCCCGAUAAGCCUCCGGUUUGCAAGAUCCUGAACAAAAAGGAGACGAAGGCCAAAGAAAAGGCUAAAGCGAAAGCUGCAAAGGCGUCCAGGGUCCAAACCAAGAAGCUGGAGCUGAACUGGGCUAUUGAUGCGCAUGACUUGAAACACCGCCUGGGCCAGCUGACUACCUUCCUGGAAAAGGGUUGCAAGGUGGAAUUGGUCUUGACCAAGAAGAAGGGCAAGCGAGCAGCGACGGUGGACGAGAUCAAGCAUGUCAUGCAGAGUGUGAUGGAUACCACGAAGGAAAUUGGAGGCACCCAGGUCAAGGCUAUGGAGGGAGAACCCGGAAAGCACGUUAUCAUUACGGUCAAGAAGGAGAAUUGA
Penicillium cinerascens is the source of this 696-nucleotide messenger RNA. Its product is annotated as putative translation initiation factor IF3. NCBI's taxonomy places the organism in Eukaryota, Fungi, Ascomycota, Eurotiomycetes, Eurotiales, Aspergillaceae. The transcript has a single exon. The record is from RefSeq and is a predicted model, not a curated record. Gene Ontology annotation, biological process: ribosome disassembly; mitochondrial translational initiation. Gene Ontology annotation, molecular function: translation initiation factor activity; ribosome binding. Gene Ontology annotation, cellular component: mitochondrion. The coding region runs from base 1 to 696 and encodes 231 amino acids.